Messenger RNA from Lotus japonicus, 909 nucleotides. RefSeq lists its product as uncharacterized. The record is from RefSeq and is a predicted model, not a curated record. Bases 1 to 909 code for a protein of 302 amino acids. The transcript has 5 exons. NCBI's taxonomy places the organism in Eukaryota, Viridiplantae, Streptophyta, Magnoliopsida, Fabales, Fabaceae.
AUGGAUGUUAUUUUCUUUAUGGAUAUUGAUGGAGAUUCUUCAGGUUCAAGUGAUGAUGAAAUGGCAGAGAUGCUAAUGAUUAAUAUGGUUUAUGAUUAUUACCAGGAUUAUUUGAAUAAAACAGCGGUGCAUGAUUCUAAACUGUCUGGUCGUGAAUUUGUUAAUGAAAUAUUGAAUGGAUCAGGAACUGUUUGCUUUGAUUUAUUUCUAACGAGGAAGCCAUGCUUUGUUAGAUUCUGUAAUGAAUUUAGGGAGAAAAACUACUUAAGUGACUCAACGGAUGUGUUUGUUGAUGAAAAAGUUGCAAUGUUCUUGUUCAUUAUUGGUCAUAGUGUUCGGCACAGGGUUAUUGCAAAUCGCUUUCAGCAUUCCACAAAAACAGUUUCACGUUAUUUUAAGGAAGUUUUAAGAGCAGUAUGCCGAUUGGGGAAAGAGCUUAUAAGACCAGAUUCCACAGAAUUGCCUGAUAGCAUUAAAAGUAACCACAAGUAUUAUCUGUGGUUCAAGAAUUGCAUAGGGGAAAUUGAUGGUACACAUAUAAGUGCAUGGGUUCCUGCUGACAAACAAAUGUCAUGUAGAGGGCAUUUCUAUCUUGUUGAUUCAGGUUAUCCAUGUACUGGAGGUUUUCUUCCACCUUUUAGGGGUGAAAGGCAACGACUUAUAGUAACAGCAUGUUGUGCUAUUCAUAAUUACAUACGCAAGUGGAAUUUGAAUGAUGAACUAUUUAGGAUGUGGGAAGAACUGGAUCCCGCGGAAUUUGAUAGCAUGAAUGAAGGUCCUAGCACUGCAGGAACAACCUCACAUGAUGACAAUUUAGCAAGACUAUCUGAUGAAGCUGCAGCUGAAAUGGCAAUGCAAAGGGAUCAAAUUGCAGAUUGGGUGUGGGCACAUCAUGACAUUGAUAAUUGA